CUUGCUGUCAGGACGGUCAAAGUCGUUUGCGAAAGAGAAAAAAAAUGUGUUUGUGAAUCAAAUCGCUACAUAUUCUGGAGUUCCUGGAGAUGAUGCAGCAAACAGCCGUCUCGAUCGCAGCAGUUAUCAGUGGUAUUGUCGCUCAUCUUGCGUUUUAUAUCCGUGGCGAGUGGGAUGCUGCUGUACUCUAUCUGCUCCUGGGAUAUCUGAGUCUGCAUCAAACUCUUGUUCUACUUCUCGUGUACCAUGGCGACUCAUCGUACACAACCGCUACCUGGGACGUGCUAACCGCCGAGUCCUUCCAUAUACUCGGCUUGACCUGCAGCAUCAUCGCAUACCGCGCAUUCUUCCACCCGCUCCGUCGCUUUCCCGGACCGAGCUCGCUCAGAACCUCGGUCUGGGCAAGGGCAAUCACGAUAUUCCUUUCUGGCGAGCGAGGGGCCGUCGAGCUCCACGACUUACAUGAGAGAUAUGGCGAUUAUGUCCGCGUGGGACCGAACCAUCUCUCCGUCCGGUCGGCGGACGCUCUGCCCGUUAUCAACGGGAGCGGCAAGUCAACGGUGUGCCACAAGUCGGUCGCGUAUCUCUUCCCUACCUACCCUGCCAGCGUCAAUGCGGAGCGUAACCCACAUCGGCAUGCACAGCAUCGGCGGAUCUGGGAUAGGGCGCUGGAUCCAGUGAGUGUGGAUUCGUAUGUUCCCAGGCUCCUGGGGCUUAUGGACAUGCACAUACGGCGCUUGGCGCGCUACAAGGGGCGGGCAGUGGAGGUGAGACGCGAAUACACAUUGCUCGUCUGUGACAUUCUCGGGAGCGUGGGCUAUGGACGACACGACGGCUUCUCGGCCAUGGAGACGGGCCGCCUGCCUCGUGUGAUGGGCGAUAUCACGCUGACGUGGCGCUUCGGCGUGUACAUGAUGCUGCUGCCCUGGCUGCACGUCCUGCUAGACUGGGCGCCCGACCUCCACGGCCUGAUCUACAAAUCCGAUGUCAGAGUCCGAGACUUCAUCGCCGCGGAGAUCACGCACAAGAUAGCCCGCACCCGGGCCCGCGCAGCCGGGCCGUCGUCUCCCCUGACUGAUAUCAUGAGCCAUCUCUUGGCUGCUAGUCUGCGCGGUAGACCCCUGGGCCACGAACAGCUUGUCUCGGACGGCUUCAUCAUGAGUGUUGCUUUGACGGAUACUUCUAUCGCUACCCUCUUCCACCUCACGUACCGCCUCGCCCGACACCCGGCCCUCCAGGCCAUUCUCCGCCGCGAGAUCCAGGCAGCCAUACAUACACCACAUGUCGAGCACGCCCACUGGCCCACCAUCUCCCGCCUCCCCUACCUCAACGCCUUCAUCAACGAGACGCUCCGUCUGCACCCGCCUAACCCCAGCCCAUUCUCCCGCGUGACUCCCCCCGAAGGCAUAACGCUGCCCGACGGCACGUUCGUACCGGGUGGUACCAUCGUCUCGAUCCCGGAAUGGUCAUUGCAUCGCGACGCGCGGUGUUUCGCCGAUGCCGAGUCUUUUCUUCCGGAGCGCUGGCUUGCUCGUGAGGAUGGGGUGGAGUGUGGUGUGGCGUGUACGCCGCGGCCGGAGCUGGUGCUUGAUGGACGGGCGUUUAUGCCGUUUUUGACGGGGCCGUAUAGGUGUCCCGGGAUGUAUUUGGCGUAUUUGGAGGUGAAGGUUUGGGUGGUUUGUGUGCUGGGGGGGUUUGAGGUUGGGGUGGAUGAUGGGGUUGUUGGGGGUGUGGAUGGGCGUGUGGAUGGGGGGUGGAGGGAUUAUGGGAUGAUGCAUCCGGGGACGUUGGAUGUGCGGUUUCGGGAGAGGGGGGCGGUGCGUUGAUGGGGCGGUUCCGGUUUGGUUCUGCUUUGGCUUUUGGUUUGGGGGGGUUUGGGAUUUGGAUGUAUCUUGUAGGCGUGUGCGUUGUGGUGUUGAGAUUUGAGUUGCUGUCAUGGGUUGUUUUCCUGUGAUGCCUGUUAGGGUUACGAUUACUGAUUACUGGAGGAUCUAGACGGUUAUGGUCGUACGUAGCGUAACACGAUCUAGAGAUAGAUAUAUACACAUAUUACAACAG
Molecule: messenger RNA, 2058 nt
Organism: Pseudovirgaria hyperparasitica
Lineage: Eukaryota; Fungi; Ascomycota; Dothideomycetes; Acrospermales; Acrospermaceae
Product: cytochrome P450
Exons: 1
Coding region: 90-1826 (578 amino acids)
Molecular function (GO): oxidoreductase activity, acting on paired donors, with incorporation or reduction of molecular oxygen; monooxygenase activity; iron ion binding
Source: RefSeq, a predicted model, not a curated record